UCACGUUAUUCUCUUUUAGUCACUUCAACAGGGAAGUAGGCAGGGCGACCAAAUGCUCACCACCAGCCCCGAGCUGUUAUCUCUGUGAGUCUGCGGAAAGUCUGCAUCCAGUUUGUCGGGGCUCGCUCGGGGUUUAACUGCCUGGUUAUCAUCUCCUUAUCACGGUUAAAAAAUGGCCAACAUCCCCCUCUCACGCUCUGAGGUAUUUGGGGAGCUGAGGAAGGAGCUGCAUGAAGAUGAGAAGUUCCACCAGUCAGAUGCCCACAUCUUCAUCAUCAUGGGAGCAUCGGGGGAUCUGGCUAAGAAGAAAAUCUACCCAACUCUGUGGUGGCUGUUCAGAGAUGGUCUCCUCCCCGAGCAGACGUAUUUCGUGGGCUUUGCUCGCUCGGACUUGACUGUUGACGCCAUUCGAGCUGCUUGCAUGCCCUACCUGAAGGUGAUGGACACAGAAGCAGAGCGGUUGUCUGCCUUCUUCAGCAGGAACACGUACAUCAGCGGGAAAUAUGCGGAUGAGGCUUCUUUCUCCAAACUCAACACACACAUCCUGUCUCUGCCCGGAGGACCCGAGGCAAACCGCCUCUUCUACCUGGCUCUGCCGCCCACCGUGUACCACGAUGUUACCAGGAACAUAAAGCUCUGUUGUAUGAGCGCAAAAGGCUGGACCAGAGUGAUCGUAGAGAAGCCGUUUGGACAUGAUCUUCAGAGCUCUGAAGAGCUGUCCGCUCACCUCUCCUCCCUCUUCACUGAGGAUCAGAUCUACCGAAUCGAUCACUAUCUGGGCAAGGAAAUGGUGCAAAACCUCAUGGUGCUCAGGUUUGGGAACCGCAUCUUUGGUCCGAUCUGGAACAGGGACAGUGUGGCCUGCGUCGUUCUCACCUUCAAAGAGCCGUUUGGCACUCAGGGGCGAGGAGGCUACUUUGAUGAUUUUGGCAUCAUUCGCGACGUCAUGCAGAACCACUUGCUCCAGAUGCUCUGCCUGGUUGCCAUGGAGAAACCAGCAUCAACCAGCUCGGAUGAUGUCAGGGACGAAAAGGUGAAGGUGCUGAAGUGCAUCGCCCCAGCGUCUAUGUCAGACGUGGUGCUGGGUCAGUAUGUGGGGGAUCCAGAGGGUGAAGGAGAUGCCAAGCUGGGUUAUCUAGAUGAUCCUACAGUUCCUAAAGGGUCCACUCAGGCCACCUUCACCACGGCUGUGCUCUAUGUGCACAAUGAACGCUGGGAUGGUGUUCCUUUCAUCCUCCGCUGUGGAAAAGCUCUGAAUGAGAGGAAGGCUGAGGUGCGGCUGCAGUUCACAGAUGUCCCAGGGGACAUUUUUGGAAACACAUGUCGCAGGAAUGAGCUUGUGGUGCGUGUGCAGCCCAAUGAGGCUGUCUACGCCAAGAUGAUGAGCAAGAAGCCCGGCGUUUUCUUUAGCCCUGAGGAAACUGAACUUGACCUCACCUACAAAAGUAGAUACAAGGACGUGAAGCUCCCAGACGCCUACGAACGCCUCAUUCUUGACGUCUUCUGUGGGAGUCAGAUGCACUUUGUUCGCAGUGAUGAACUAAGGGAAGCAUGGAGGAUCUUCACUCCUCUUCUUCAUCAUAUAGAGCGAGAGAAGCCCAAGCCCAUUCCUUACAAAUACGGAAGCCGUGGCCCAACUGAAGCUGACGACCUCGCAAAGAGGGUUGGAUUCCGCUAUGAAGGCACUUAUAGAUGGGUCAACCCUCACAGACUGUGAACUGUGAUGAGAUAAGAUGAGGGAGGAGUAGAGGUAGGGGAGGAGGAGGUUUUGCAGCAGGGUAAGUGAGCUGUGUUAUGUUCCAACACUGGGGUGUCUUUGAGGAAGGUGUUUCCGCCAUGUGGAUGUGUUGAGGUAGCAGUCAGGAGGAAACAAGCUGUUUAAAGAAAAUCGAGAAUAUCUCAGGUAUAGUACUUAUUCCUUGGAGCCACUUCAUCAGACAUUUAAAAAGCGUUAUGAACUCGUGCUUAAAUCAUGGACCCAUCCUGCAGCUUUUUUUAUUUUCUUAAGCCCACACAUUCCUAGCAGCUUGUCAUGUUUUUUUGUGAGAUGUGGGACCAUGUCAGUCGGAGAAGUAACACAAAAAAACCUGAGCCAGGAUAUUUCUUAAACAAAAUAACUGUCUGAUGAUCUAGCUCCAAACCUCUGUGAAUUAGGUCUUAGUUUGUCAGGAUGGAAAAUGGAAAAAGAAUAACAAGAAAAGAGCAGAACAACAUAAAACACUCAGCUGAGUCAUGCUCAUCCAGUGUAAGAACUGUACCAAAGACGGUCAUUGAACGCAGCAGAGAAGAACACAGGACUGAUUGUUCACCACCAUCUAAUCUUAAAAAACAUGGUGAUUGUAAUACCAUUCUGCUUUUACUGCAUUUAUUAAUCAAGUAUCUUUAACAACUUGCCUCAUCUGCCUGGGACUGAAAAGGUCAUGACUGUCUGAGAUCAACAUACAAAGAAUGAUGGAGGCAGUUUCUCUUCAAACAUUCAUACUACAGUAGUCUUAAGUGUUCUUACAGACGAGCAUAACAAGCUCUCUGUCUUGUUCAGUAGCCUCCCUUUGAGCUUUAUUCCCUUCUUUGUUUACAUUUUUUUCAAGUUUAUUUAAAUUGCUGAUGUUCAUCUUAUAUUUUCAAAACAUACACACAGCAGCAGCGUCUAACACUCAACAGUGAAUGUCUUUGUAAUGACGUGCUGUAUGUAUACUGCUGUUAACUGCACUCUUACAUGUAAAGCUAGCUACAUUUCCACUACUUGUAAUAAAAUAGUUUUUCUCUCUAUUAA
Molecule: messenger RNA, 2773 nt
Organism: Notolabrus celidotus (New Zealand spotty)
Lineage: Eukaryota; Metazoa; Chordata; Actinopteri; Labriformes; Labridae
Gene: g6pd
Product: glucose-6-phosphate dehydrogenase
Exons: 13
Coding region: 173-1717 (514 amino acids)
Biological process (GO): glucose metabolic process; pentose-phosphate shunt, oxidative branch
Cellular component (GO): cytosol
Molecular function (GO): NADP binding; glucose-6-phosphate dehydrogenase activity
Source: RefSeq, a predicted model, not a curated record